CACGACAAAUUACUGUGACUUUGCCUCGCCUUUGUCUAUCCUCCUCCCAUCUUCCCUGCCGAUGCUUCUUCGACCAACAACCAUCGCUCAUCGACCCUUACUCACACUCGCACUCGCAGCUUCUGCAUCUCUUAGACUCUCAUCUCCUCAAAUCGCCACUGGCUCCUUUGCCCUUGCCGCUCAGCAGCACAAUCACAAUCAGCAAUCUCCCCUUCAACUCAGCCCUUCGUCGCCACACAUCCGCAACUACAGUAUGGGAUCAAACGCUUCCACUGCCUCCAACUUUCCCAAGGGCAAGAGCGACACAGAGUGGCGCGCUCAGCUCAGCCCUGAGCAGUUCCGUGUACUGAGGCAAAAGGGUACUGAGCCUGGCUUCACGGGAAAGUACGAUUCGCACUACCCCAAAAAGGGCGUGUACACCUGUGCCGGCUGCGAUAGUCCAUUGUACACUGCUGAUUUGAAGUUCAAGAGUGGAUGUGGUUGGCCCGCCUUCUUCGAUGCUGUGCCUGGCGCGAUUGACCGACAUGUAGACCGGACUUUUGGGAUGAAGAGGACCGAGAUUACUUGCAAGGCCUGUGGUGGUCAUCUUGGACAUGUCUUUGAGGGAGAGGGAUUCAACAACCCCACUGACGAGCGCCACUGUGUCAAUUCGAUCUCGUUGAACUUUAGCGAGGACGACAAGAAGGCUUAGAGACAAGGUCGCUACGGC
Messenger RNA from Microstroma glucosiphilum, 709 nucleotides. Its product is annotated as SelR-domain-containing protein. Bases 62 to 691 code for a protein of 209 amino acids. Gene Ontology annotation, molecular function: peptide-methionine (R)-S-oxide reductase activity. The transcript has 2 exons. NCBI's taxonomy places the organism in Eukaryota, Fungi, Basidiomycota, Exobasidiomycetes, Microstromatales, Microstromataceae. The record is from RefSeq and is a predicted model, not a curated record. Gene Ontology annotation, biological process: protein repair; response to oxidative stress.